AUGAAGCUGAGACUCUUUACAACUAGUCAACCAGAUCAUCAGUCAGAUGUUGUUGCUUCCCAAUUACUGUUUAUGACCGACAAGACUGAGAUGAAUCAGGAUCUUAGGACUCUGGUUUCCCGGUUUAUGACUUGGGUACCCGGUCCUCGUGCUUUCCUCGGAUGGAAUAGCAGUUGGGCACCGAAAGGAUUCGACAGCUGA
Messenger RNA from Opisthorchis viverrini, 201 nucleotides. RefSeq lists its product as hypothetical. The transcript has 2 exons. Bases 1 to 201 code for a protein of 66 amino acids. The record is from RefSeq and is a predicted model, not a curated record. Lineage: Eukaryota; Metazoa; Platyhelminthes; Trematoda; Opisthorchiida; Opisthorchiidae.